AUGGUUAAGAACGCGACAAAGGGUGAAGUUGUCAAUAUUGAAGUAGAUCUCCUUUUCUCUGAACAAAAGAGACUUAAAAAGAGGAAGCUGACAGAUAAAAGAAAUACAAGCUAUCCCUGUGGAACAUGUGAUUAUGCGGCAAUAAAAUCCAGUCAUUUGAAGAAACAUAUUCAAAGUAAACAUGAAGGAGUGAGAUAUCCUUGCGAUCAAUGUGAAUACGCUGCCACUCAAGCAGGUAGUCUAAAGAUACAUAUUGAAAGUAAACAUGAAGGUGUGAGAUAUCCAUGUUCUCAUUGUGAAUACGCUGCCACUCAAGCACGUGAUCUGAAGUUACAUAUUGAAUCUAAACAUGAAGGAAUAAGAUAUCCUUGUUCUCACUGUGAAUACGCUGCUACUACAGCACGUAGUCUGAAGAAACAUAUUGAAAAUAAACAUGAAGGAGUGAGAUAUCCCUGUGAUCAGUGUGAAAACGUUUAUACUGAUUCACAAAUUCUGAAGCUACACAUUGAAUCUAAACAUAAAGGAGUGAGAUAUUCCUGUGACCUGUGCAAUUACGUGGCCAACAAAGCAAAAAAUCUGAAGGUACACAUGGAGACUAAGCAUCAAGGGGUUAGAUAUCCCUGUGGCCAGUGUAUGUAUGCAGCAACUCAUCCAAGUAAUCUAAAGAAACACAUUGAAAAAAAACAUCAAGGUGUGAGAUAUCCUUGCGAUCAGUGUGAAUACGUUGCUGCUGAAGUAAAUAGUCUGAAGUUGCACAUUGAAUCUAAACAUGAAGGAAUAAGAUAUCCUUGUUCUCACUGUGAAUACGCGGCUACUAGAGUUAAUAGUCUUAAAGAGACAUAUUGAAAAUAAACAUGAAGGAGUGAGAUAUCCCUGCGAACAAUGUGAGUAUGCUGCCAUAACAGCAAGUAAUCUGAAGUUGCACAUU
Molecule: messenger RNA, 928 nt
Organism: Eurytemora carolleeae
Lineage: Eukaryota; Metazoa; Arthropoda; Copepoda; Calanoida; Temoridae
Product: transcriptional repressor CTCF-like
Exons: 2
Coding region: 1-846 (281 amino acids)
Biological process (GO): regulation of gene expression
Cellular component (GO): nucleus
Source: RefSeq, a predicted model, not a curated record